Molecule: messenger RNA, 2282 nt
Organism: Marchantia polymorpha subsp. ruderalis
Lineage: Eukaryota; Viridiplantae; Streptophyta; Marchantiopsida; Marchantiales; Marchantiaceae
Source: the annotation of a GenBank genome assembly
GAAUUUCCGACUAUAAGUAAAUUAUCUACAACCUGGCGAUUCAGUACAAUCUCUUCACCUGAAAGACCAACCAUUCUAAUGUAGUUCUCGUCAUUGCUCGAAAACGGAACUGUGACAAGACUAGAGAGAUUCUUCAGCAGAAUGAGGCGUUCUCCUUGAAGCCAGACUUUUCAAAUUUGACCUUUUGGAGGGAGGCUGGUCGAUAUAUGUUGACUCAUUUACGUGAGUCAACAUUUCGUACCACCGAAAGAAGAAAUGUCUGACAUUUAUAACCAGGAGCGAACAAAUCCUACCUUUCAAAAAAGUCCUCAUGUCUCGCUUACGAUCCGCCCAAGACUGGUCUUGGGCCUUCUUUAUCCCGGUACGCGUUUCAACGACAUUUCAGUUUCAUGACGACAUGAAACUGAGUUCUGCAUGGCCUUUAAAAGUCAAGUUCAGCUCGAGAAAGGACGACCCAACGGAUACGUCGCCGUGAUUAAGCUGGAAGGUCUCGAUGCUUUGGACAGGCGAAUUUGCAAAUCAGCUGUUCUUCUUCCUGUUUCCAUUCUCUAUCGACCAUUUACGGGAUCAAAGAAAACGGGUUUAUCUGAAACUGAAGAGUCGUUAUCGGGAGCUCCAAAACCAUGUCUCAAAUAUCCACUUUUGAAGCUGCUGAUCUACAGCAGUUCAAGCUUUCUUCAACAACUUUCUCUUCAUGUUGACUCCAUGAAAUCUCUCAAGUGAUCUAUUGACAUGUGGCGUUGAGAUAAGGUAACUUCACCUCCUUAUCCAUAUUGAUUCUCUGAAUGAUUUACUGAAUGGAAAAAUCUGGCACGAGUUUGUUUCAUCGUAUCACAUCGACCCGCUUACGACCGUAAUUGAAUCAUGCAUCUUUCCCCCUUUGGACGUUAGCUUAAGUGUUUAAUGGAGCCGACACUGAGUAUUCCUAAAAUCACAUGGGAGGAUAUGGCAACGAGAGGGCUGCUUACGAUCGACAGGGUUGAUAAUAUCCUUCUGAUGGCUAUUUUAGAUCAUAGUCAAGUUGCUCAUCAUUAACACUAGGGAUCUGCAUUUCUCAGAAUGUGAUAUUCUGUCUAUUGACCAGUGCUAAAAUAUUCCUCAAACAGUGAAAUACUCACAUGGGAUUCAUGGGCUUGUAAUUUUGGAUCAGAUCUGAGAGUUUGAAAAUGGACUUCUCGAAACUCCUUCAAUGUUACGGCAGUGGAGAAGGACCCACGGAACCCAUGCACCUUUAGAUAUGUUAUGGUCAUACUUUGAUUUCUGCCUGACGCAGAUUGACUGGAAUAAUGGCUGACAAUAUAAUAAAAGACUAGACUGGUUGCUACAAUAGCAUGUAUAGUUCUCAAAAGUUCCGCCUUUUGAUUUUCUUUUCGUGUCCAGGAAUUAUGGUAAAAGUGUUGGAAGUGCGACAUGGAAUGAAGAUUUUAUACAAAUAAAUCGAGACUUGGAACGAACCAUGGUAUAGAUUUAUUUGACAAUCGGCAGGACCCCCACCUGCCUUAUAGCUUUUCAGCCUCCCACAGCGUCCGAGGUGUGACAGCUCCUAAUUUGCUUUAAAGUGGAAAUCUUUGACCAAACUCCCGGACCUCAAAUUCUCCUGCAGUUUUUUCUGACUCCUCACACACGCUCCAAGCUUCACCUUGCGCUUGGUUUUAGAAUUUCCAACAUGGCUGCAACCACAGCUUUUGCAGGAAUUUCGGGUUUGCAAACUUUACAGAUUCUUCGUCAUAAAGAUUGUCGAGACCUCUGCGAUGCUCGCUUGCUCAAUGGAUGGCUUGUGGGUGCAACUACCACCUUGAAGAGUCCAGUGAUUGAGAUUAAAAAGCAGCUGGAAAACGGACAGUUGGGUCGCUGCGACCACCUAACGAUCAAAACUGAGAGAAAAUCCCCGUGGACGGAUGAGAUUCUUAGAGCACGAAAUGCGAAUAUCAGAACUCGAAUGACGGCAACUCGAUUGGCAUGAGUUGCACGCGUUUGCAACAGGAGGCAGGCGACAGGAUCCAGUGUGCUUGUUUACAAGCAAAGUGGAACAAGAAUUGCACUUUUACGACUGCUUGCUUCCCUUUGCUUUUACAAAUUCUUAUCCAGAGUCCAUUGGAGGCUGAGUUGAUGCACCAUAUACGCCAGAGUAACAUAUCUCAUUGACCAAUCCCACAUACCACGUGCCAGUCCAACCAUCCUGAAACCGUGUUCCUCAAAAAAUUAAAUCAUUAAUAUUAAAAUCCUGAACCGAGGAGUAUAUUGAUAUUGGACCCAAAUAAAACAAGCUGAUGGAUACGAUC